Messenger RNA from Sphaeramia orbicularis (orbiculate cardinalfish), 2728 nucleotides. Its product is annotated as lysine-specific demethylase 6B-like. NCBI's taxonomy places the organism in Eukaryota, Metazoa, Chordata, Actinopteri, Kurtiformes, Apogonidae. The record is from RefSeq and is a predicted model, not a curated record. The annotation marks the transcript as partial. The transcript is spliced from 12 exons.
UGAAUGACAGAUAUGAUGAAAGAAAAAGCUCAGCAGUCUGGAAGGUCAGAUCCACAUGCUGCAGCCUGACUUCCUUAUUUAUUCAGGAGGUGGGACGUGUCAUGGUGGCCUGCUGACAGAAAGAGACCAAACACAUUAUGCGUGAUCAUCAGGGUUGAGGAGACCCCAGAGAGAUGAUUGGCAGCCGAAGCUGAGACUUGACACAACUGUGAAUCAAUAACUUGGUGCUAUUCUAAAAGCCAGCUUUGGGUGCUUGGUGCUGAAGAUAGAGAAGUUGGACAGUAGAGAUUUUCUCAGUGUUGGAGUGAGGCCCUCUCUCUGCUGCAGUGGAGGGCUUCACAGACACAGCUAGUCUGGCUGGAUGCAUCACGCAGUAGAGCAGUUUGGUGGGCGUGGCACACGGGAUUCCUUCCCUCUGGAUGGACUCAACCGGGGACCACUGGCUCCCGUGGGCAGCCGCGCCUGGCAGCCAUCUGCCAGAUGUUUGCCUGGAAUGAAUCAACACCAGCUUCUUCCCCAUCUACCUCCUGGUCCUAUGGGCGGACUGAACCAACCCAGUAAAUUCUUUAAUAAUGGUCCCAUGCGAGGAAGUGAGAAGGUGGAGAUCCUACAACCAAUGUUACCAGGUCUGCAGAGGGAGCAGCAGAGACCUCCUCCUCAUCAUCUUCAUCCCCCCCCUCCUCAUAGGGCAUGGGAGCAGCUGGGCCAGCUGUAUGAAUCCCACCUCCCUCCUCAAGGACAUCCUGUUGUAUCCCUACCCAAUGAGCACUCACUUCGUCUCCAUAACCUAGGCUAUGCAGGCAGUGGCGGACCUCCUCCUAACCCCCAUCUUCCCCCCAACAGGCCAACCCAACUGCUGAAGUUUGGGGGUUCUCAGGAGCAGCAUGUUCCCAGGGGUCCACCAUUUCUGGGAGAGGAGAUGUGGGCUCAGGUGCACCAGCAAAGGGGCUACCCAGGGAAAAUGCUUGGAGGUCAGCUGAAGAGACCGGGCCCACCGUUGGGGGAGCAUUCUGUUAUCCAGCACACUCCUCCACCAACGUUGCACCCAUCCUCCCGCCCAGCUGCUGAGGACUGUCCCAGUCCCAGCAAGAGGAAAAAGAGUUCAGAUCAGGUGUUUCAUUCUGGGCUGCAGCGAUUUUCUGGCCCUCCUCAGGGUUUGUUAUCUCAGCAGCAGUCAUCAGCCCACCACCUCCCACCAAAACCGGCCUUCUGGAACCCCCUUCACAAGGACAACACACCAUGGCAGCCCCACACAUCUGAACGCAAGAACCCACCCUCCUCACAGGACUUCCAGGUCCGAACUGAAAAUAACAAACAAGGAAUGGGCAGUUAUACCCCAAAGUCCUCUCCUGCCCCUUCCACCCCAACAAAUUCCUCUCCCGGGGGCUACAACCAGGGUUGUGGCCCUCAGUUUCAAAAAGAUAAGUUUGAACCUCAGGCUAUGAAUCAGCAGUCCCCUCACUCCUCCUAUUCCAGCCCCAGCUCCAAACUGGGACUAGCUCCCACUUGUCAGGCCAUGGAGCCUCAAGGUGCUCAGAACCAGAGAGGCCCUGUCGUUGGGGGCCAAGGUGGCAACCAAGCUACCUCUCACAUGGUAUCUACCCCAACCAGGGGUAACAGAGAUCAGUACCUACACGCCCAAUCAUCACCAGCAAACCCUCCUGCAACCAGCAACAGCAGAAGCAGCAGUGUGCCUUACAGCCAGUUUCAGCCUCCAGGGCUGGGGCACCAGGGUCCCCCUCCUCCUCCGCCUCCUCCUGUCAGCUGCACCUCGGUACCUCAGCAACAGCAAAGUGGGCCCAGUGAGGCCUGGAGAUACCACAGCAGGCCCAGCAGUCACUCCCUGGAGUCAGGCACCUACAAGCCACCAGGACUGCUACCUCAGCGCCAGCAGAACCACAAUCGGGUUGUGGACAGUCUGGCUCCAGCUCCCCCUCAGCAUCACCACCACGUCAGCCCUCCCCUGCCUCCAACCCGUACCCCAGUCAUCACACCCAAUCUUCCCAUAUCCCAGGCCUGCUCUAUCAGCAGCUACAGCAACAGCUCCAGUGGCGCCACCAGUGUCUCCACAGUGACAUCACCCUCUGCUGGUUGCUCGAUGUAUAAAGGCAGCAGUUGGGGAGGAAGAGAUCCCUUACCCCAAAAAUCUACCAGCGUUGUGACUAGCCCCAACUCUCCGCUGGGUGCUCUGCAGAAGCCAGCUGCAACUGCCAACCAGCUUCACAAUCAGGGACGACCACAACUGGGAUCCACCGAGUCCCAGCCCAUGAAGAAGACGUCGUACUAUUCUCAGGCCGAAUCCUCGUCUUUGUUCUCAGUGCACCAGAGGUCAGGGGACAGUGUAAUAACAAGCAAAGUUUCAAAACCUGUUCCAAACUCUCCUACCACAUACUGCCCAUCCAAUCCAGCCCUCUCCUCCAGACUGGGUCCUCAACCAGACCGUGCCUCAAAUCAGGCUUACUCUCAGGCCCAGAUUUGUCCACCAGCCCCGGCCUCCGUUCCCCAGUCCAUCGAAGAGGCUCUUGACAAGCUUGAUGCUGAGCUCGAGGGACACAUGCAAGCUGAGGAAAGGAGGAAGAGGGACAGAGAGGAGGAGCAGAGGAAAAUGAGAGAGGAGGAGAGGAGGAGGAGGAGAGAAUGGGAAAUGAAGCAAAAGCAGCAGGAGGAGGAGAGGAAGAGGAAGGAGCUGGAAAAGAAGGAGGUGGAAAGAAAGAGGAGAGAACUAGAG